Messenger RNA from Rattus norvegicus (Norway rat), 4590 nucleotides. The record is from RefSeq and is a predicted model, not a curated record. NCBI's taxonomy places the organism in Eukaryota, Metazoa, Chordata, Mammalia, Rodentia, Muridae.
AUACUAAAUACUUUUUUAAGGAAGUGUGUGUGUGUGAUGUGUGUUUAUGCUUUCAGAAAUGAGGGGAUGAUACGUUUAGCCUGAGGUAAACAUAGGAUGUCUUCCUGAGCCACUCUUUUAUUUUUCUGAUACAGAAUCUCUCACUGAAUCUGUAGCUCACCAAAUUGCCUAUGUUCGCUAACUGGCCAUCAAGCCCCAGGAUUCCUCCUGUCUUUUCCUCACAGCUUUUUACAUAAGUACUGGGGACCUGAAUUCAGGUUCCCUUGUUUACAUGGCAAGCACUUUACAAACUGAACUGUUUCUCCAACCUCAAAUACGUGUUUGUUUGUUUUUUUUAAUGUUCAACCGAUAGCUAGUCUAUUGGCACUUAGCCAUCUAAGUUGAGGAGCAGCAGAAGUACAGAAGUAAUGGUACUGGAAUUCCAAGUGCUUCUUUCUCAUUUAAAAUGCGUUUUGAGGAUUAUGUUUACAGAAUCUCAAUUUUAAAUUGUGCAUAAGAAAGAAGUAGCAGUAAGUUUCAGUUACCUCAUGUCAUAUAAAUGAAGAGAGCUAAAGCAAGGAUCCUCGUGUGCCUUUUACAAAGAUAUAAUAAAUGUUUGAGAUGACAAAUUACCUAGAUAUCCUGAAUUGCGUAUUGCAGUGUAUACAUGUACCAAGAUACACCGUAUCUCAUAAAUAUGUACAACUGUAUACAUUAUUUUUUAAUUAAGAGAGAAAAAUAAAACACCAAACACUUAGACUGUAAGUCAUGAUACCAAUAAGUAAGAAGGCCACAGAUGCUGCCCCUGAAUCCAGCUGCCGAGCGAGAGCUGUCUGAUCAAGGCCUAAGACACAUGCACUCUUUUCUUCUGCCCGGCAGCCUCACUUCACACUGAUACAGAGGGCUGACCCAUAACACAUUGCCCAUGCUUCAGUGGAUGACCAUACCAAUGUGCAGAGGCAGUACUAGUUAGACUCUGGGCUAUAGACAAAGGAGGAGUCUGGAAAGAAGAGGGUAAUAAUGAAGUGGAUGUGAUGAUCUCAAAGAGUUGGAGUGGGAGUAGAAGCAGAUAUCAUCUAAACACUUUGUACCUGUGUGUGAAAUUAUAAAAGGAACGAUGAUGAUGAUGAUAAUGAUAAUACUAAUAACUGUUAGAGAUAAGAAUUGGCAGUGAUCUAAUUUCCAAAACAUUUAUUGGUCCUUGUAUCUUUCAGAUAUGCUGGCUGUUAAGUUACACAGAUGAAUGGUGGACCCACCUCUCAGAAACCUUAAAGGUGCUGGGGAAGAGAUAGCGAAUACUUGUAAUUGCAGCUCUUGGAAGGCUGAGAUAGAAGGUUCCACCGCCCCAGACCAGUUUCGUCUAUGUAGUUAGUGCUUUUGAGUUCAGCCCGGGCCACAUAGCAAGAUCCUCGAUGCAUGGAAAGGAUUUUAUUGUGACGAGGGGAUAGGAAAGGCUAUUCCACAAGUUACCUGUACUUACAUUAGCCAUUGUUUCUCCAGGUGAUAAGGAAGGUCUUCAAUGAAAUUUAUCCAGUGUGGACAUACUCUUACCUGCUGCUACUCUUCCCCGUGUUCCUUGCCACAGACUACCUCCGUUACAAGCCUGUCAUUCUACUGCAGGGACUCAGCCUUAUUGUUACAUGGUUCAUGCUGCUCUAUGCCCAAGGACUGCUGGCUGUUCAGUUCCUGGAAUUCUUCUAUGGCAUUGCCACAGCCACUGAAAUCGCCUACUACUCCUAUAUCUACACUGUGGUCGACCUGGGCAUGUACCAGAAAGUCACAAGUUACUGUAGAAGUGCCACCUUGGUGGGCUUUACAGUGGGCUCUGUCCUAGGGCAGAUCCUCGUCUCCGUGGUGGGCUGGUCACUGUUCAGCUUGAACGUCCUCUCCCUCACCUGCGUUUCUGUGGCCUUUGCUGUGGCCUGGUUUCUGCCUAUGCCACAGAAGAGCCUCUUCUUUCACCACAUCCCUUCCUCCUGUCACGGAGUGAAUGGCCUCAAGGUACAAAAUGGCGGCAUCACUACUGAUACCCCAGCAUCUAACCAUCUUCCUGGAUGGGAGGACAUUGAGUCAAAAAUCCCUCUAAAUUUAGAUGAGCCUCCGGUGGAGGAACCGGAGGAGCCCAAGCCAGACCGGCUGCGGGUGUUCAAAGUCCUGUGGAAUGACUUCCUGAUGUGUUACUCCUCCCGCCCUCUGCUCUGCUGGUCCGUGUGGUGGGCCCUCUCCACCUGCGGUUAUUUCCAAGUGGUGAACUACGCACAGGGAUUGUGGGAGAAGGUCAUGCCUUCUCAGAAUGCUGUCAUCUACAAUGGCGGUGUGGAGGCUGUUUCAACCUUGCUGGGUGCAAGUGCUGUGUUUGCGGUUGGUUAUAUAAAACUAUCUUGGUCAACUUGGGGAGAGGUGACGUUAUUCCUGUGUUCUCUUCUGAUUGCUGCUGCAGUGUACAUCAUGGACACCGUGGAGAACAUUUGGGUGUGCUAUGCAUCCUAUGUUGUCUUCAGAAUCAUCUACAUGGUACUCAUCACCAUAGCAACUUUUCAGAUUGCUGCAAACCUUAGCAUGGAGCGUUACGCCCUUGUGUUUGGAGUGAACACCUUCAUUGCUCUGGCCUUACAGACUCUGCUCACUCUGAUUGUGGUAGAUGCCAGGGGCCUUGGCUUGUGUAUUAUUACUCAGUUCCUGAUUUAUGCGAGUUACUUUGCAGCCAUCUCUGUGGUUUUCCUGGCUAAUGGCAUAGUCAGUAUUGUAAAGAAAUGCAGAAAGCAGGAAGAUCCCAACUCCAGCCCUCAAGCAACCACUUCCUAACGUGCUCCCGGAAUGCUGCUGCUUCCAAGCAAGGACUCUGCACAGUAACCGCUUGGAUGUACUUACACUCUCUGUGGCUCAGAUAACUAUUUAUGAAUGUGUAUCUCAUGCCUUCAAAGCAGCUACUCAACUAACACCUUGUACUCUUGGGGUUAGUGCAAUACUGUUGAGGGAGGCCAGAACUGAAGCUGUUUUUCAUGGCUUGUUUAUAAGCAGUAAUUUAAGAAUGACUUCUUCUAAUUCAUAAAACCCCACAAAACUUGAUUUUGGAAAACCGAGUAAUGAAGCAGCACGUCUGCUCUCUCCUUGAUUAGCAUGUGAGUGUGAUGCUUUUUGUCACAUUUGUCACUCACCCAGACCUGUAGCCUGGUGGGACCAGGGCUUCACAAGCUGCAGGAUGGUAGACGUCACGAUAGACGUGCGUUCUGUCAGCACUCGCCCCAUCCAGCCUCAUUUUGAUUUCAGUGUUACUUGUGUGCACGUGUAUGUCCGCAGAUGGAAAUCGUUUCUUACUGGCAAUAUCUGCUCAGGUUUAAUGUUCUGUCUUCUAAGGAGUGUUGUCUAAUUUUAUUUUUAAAAUUCAUUGUGUGAAUGUUAGUGCUUCCCAUUCUGACCAUUGUACAUUUUGGAAACUUUCUUUAGAAGUACAUUUGUGCACUAUUCAUAUGCUUCCCGGAGAAGCUCAUUUCAUUAGAAAAGGCACAUUUUAAAGCCUGCUGAUACCUGAGGAAGGAUAGUUAGGUAGGCUUGUUUGUCUUUAAUACUUCAGUAUGAAGGACUCUCGAUUGCAAUUAAAAAGGUCAUUUGUAGGUUAGAGAUACAGAGAGCCCAUUUUAUAUUUGCAUCCCCUUUCCUUUCCAAAACAAGAUGAACUCUUUUUUUCUUUGAGUAUCAUUCCCAUAUGCCUCUCAUCAUCUUGGCUUUCUUAGCCAAGAUCAAGAUGUCAGUAGGAACUGGAUUAUUCCACAGGCUUUUUUAUAAACUGAGCCUCUUUUUAAUGAUUUUAGUGGGGUUGGAACUAGGAUAGACCUUAGACCUGCCUUUGUUCCUCAGGGUAGAUCAUCUUGAGAGUUAAAGCAUUUCUUCCUUACUUGAAAGAGUGAUGUUCUGUGUGCUGAUAUUUGUGAGGCAUGGAAACUGUCGUCUUGUCGUGCAACAGAUCCGGGUAGGUGCUUUAAUGAGAGUGUUGACUUUUUAAGACCAACGUCACUAAACAGUAUUAUUAAUACUGAGAUUGCAAAACUGCAGCUUAAUGAAUACAUAGAAGACCCUGGGUCAACUACUAGCACUGGGAAGACCAAACCGCAUAGGAAACAUGAGGAUAGCACAGGUCCGUGGGUCUUCCUUUGCAGCUCGGGAGAGGAGAACACUAAGGAGACGGAGAACUAAGGUCAGAGUAGCCUUACAUUUAACGUCCGAGCUUACAUUUUGGUCUCCCUCCUCCCACCGUUUCUUGUUGCUCUGUAGGAUGUUGGUUGCCCAGAAACAAGAAGAAACGUGAUUGAGAAAUUUUAUUUUGUUUUUUAAAAUAAUAUGUAUUAUGAUACAAUCAAAUUGUUCACAUUACCAAAGCAAUAUUUCCUUGGAAUUUAGUUAACUAUUUGUGGCACUUAAUCUGAUCCUUCUUACCUGUCUAAAUCAAGACUAUGUUCAUGUACUACUAUGUGGCCAUGUUUGUGGAAUGCAAAACCCAAUGUGCUGUACUGUUUGCACUUUUAUGCAGAAGUGGAAAUAAUCUGUUGCACUUUUUAUUCAAUCUGUAUAGACUAUAAAACUAUUUUUAUUAAAUAAAUAUUUUACAGUAUA